AUGGCCCCCCAAGCGGAGGUGGAAGUGGUCAGCGUGGAGUUUGUGAACCCUCCGCCACUUGCUGAUGAUGAUGGCAGUGCGGCAAUAAUAAACCCCCGGAUAAUUGGCGGGGUUGAUACAACCAUAGAACGACACCCUCACACUGUACAGGUAAUUUUCGGUUCGGCCCUACAAUGCGGAGGUUCAUUGAUAACCAUGAGACAUGUACUAUCCGCUGCACAUUGCUUUUGGCAGGGGACCGGCAUAGUCAGCCCUAGAUAUUACAGCAUCAGAGCUGGAACUACAAAUCUUAACUCAGGAGGCAGAACGGUUUCUGUAUCUAUGAUAAUAGUCCAUGAACGUUACAACCCAACAAUUCACGAUUGCGACAUCGCGGUGCUGGUUCUAGGUUCGACUCUCAAGUCGGGCAAUCAGAUCAGGGCCAUCGCCAUUCCGGCACAGGGAUAUCAGCUACCGAACACUGCUAUGGUCACUUAUGCCGGAUGGGGCAAGACUAGUAUUACUUCAGAACAACCAUCUCGUAUCCUCCAAGAGGUGACGGUCCCAAUAGUGAACUUGACAAUAUGCGCGGAACGUUACGCGGAGCUGCAGAUUUCAACCGGCCAGCCGAUGUUGAUCACUAACAACAUGUUCUGCGCAGGUCUACUAGAUGUUGGUGGUAAAGAUGCAUGUCAGGGCGACAGUGGUGGGCCCAUUGUUUACAAUUCGGUGCUGGUGGGGGUCACAUCGUGGGGCUAUAGUUGCGCGCUCCCCAGGUACCCGGGGGUGAACGCUAGGGUUGCCAGUUUCAGUAAUUGGAUCAAUACCACAGUGGUGCGGUAUAAUGGUAGCGGUGGUCUACAAGGUGUGGCCAGCAGCCUGCUACUGAGCGCUCUCUUAUUAGCCCUGUACCAGCAGAAGUUAUAAAGGAUCACAUUACACGAUUUAGCCUUAUUUAUAAAUAUUUUGGACUAUUCUUUGUCGAGUUCCUAAUUUGUAAAAAGGAAUAAACCAUUAAUGACCGUGCUCUGUGCGAAAAUAUCUGUGUAAUGAUUUUAAUUUUUUUUUUCAUUAAAUCCGCAUAUUGCUAUAAUAUAAAUUCGAUAAACAUAAUUACUAUAAAUGAUGUAUGAACAUUGAACAUAU
Messenger RNA from Achroia grisella, 1125 nucleotides. Its product is annotated as trypsin CFT-1-like. The record is from RefSeq and is a predicted model, not a curated record. Gene Ontology annotation, molecular function: serine-type endopeptidase activity. NCBI's taxonomy places the organism in Eukaryota, Metazoa, Arthropoda, Insecta, Lepidoptera, Pyralidae. The coding region runs from base 1 to 906 and encodes 301 amino acids. The transcript is spliced from 8 exons. Gene Ontology annotation, biological process: proteolysis.